AUGGCUAGAAGACCAAGGCUCUAUGCAGAUAUAAAUGCUCAGCUAGGACCUGAACAUUCUGAUUAUGAGAACCUCACAAUUCGAUGGGGACAGCAAGACAACUACGAAAUCAUCAGGAAGAUUGGUCAUGGUAAAUAUUCAGAAGUUUUUGAUGGAAUUAAUUCAGCGACUGAUGAAAAAGUUGUGAUAAAGAUUCUCAAGCCAGUAAAAAAAGCCAAAAUCAAGCGAGAAAUCAAAAUUCUUCAAAACCUUCAAGGAGGCCCAAACAUCGUGCGUCUCCUCGACAUAGUGAGAGAUCCAGCCUCAAAGACUCCUUCCCUUAUUUUUGAGCAUGUAAAUAAUUUCAAUUUCAAGCAGCUUUACCCACAACUGACUGACUUUGAGGUUCGUUACUAUAUUUUUGAGCUUCUAAAAGCUUUGGAUUUUUGCCAUUCCUUAGAAAUUAUAGAAAUAAAUGGUGACAUCGGCGGAAGAUGGACUCCAAGAUAUAUACCUAUAGAGCAGGUAGGGCUGUUCCUAUGAAGCUGAAAUAGUGACUCUGUCACUUUUUGAAGUAGGCCUUAGGUUUGGGGAUGCCUGUCAAAGAGGGAAAUUUUAUUUUUCCCCCGGAGGUUUUCCCUGUCUCUGCCAGAUGGGCUAGACAGGUUUUGCCUCCCACUUAGUCUUUGCUUAUUAGACUAAGGGGCAUCCGCAAGAGGUUGUUCUGAUCUAGGGGCUAAUCCUUAGCUUAGGUGGAUUUACGCGAGAUAGGCAGGCUAGUGGUCUAUCCCCUUAUGACCUUGAAUCUUAACUUAACUUAGGAAUUAUGCAUAGAGAUGUAAAGCCUCACAAUGUCAUGAUUGACCAUGAAAAGCGGCUUGUGAGACUCAUUGAUUGGGGUUUAGCUGAGUUUUAUCACCCUAAGACUGAGCUGAACGUAAGAGUGGCAUCAAGGUACUUUAAAGGUCCAGAGCUAUUAGUAGAUGACCAAUUAUAUGACUACUCCCUUGACAUGUGGAGCUUAGGAGCAAUGUUUGCUGGAAUGAUAUUUAUGAAGGAGCCUUUUUUCCAUGGCCACGACAAUAUGGACCAACUGGUGAAAAUUGCUAAAGUUUUAGGGACAAAUGAGUUGUAUAGAUAUUUAGCGAAAUACGAAAUCGAGCUUGACCCUCAGCUUGAAGGAAUGGUGGGAAGGCAUGAAAAACAGCCAUGGCAAAAAUUUGUGAAUAGUAAAAAUUCGCACUUAGCUAACCCUCUUGCGAUUGAUUUUCUGUCUCAUUUAUUAAAAUAUAACCCGAAUGAAAGGAUUUUGCCAAAAGAAGCAAUAGAUCAUCCUUAUUUUGUCCCAGUAAAAGAAAUGUGGAGCCAGCUGGAAAGCAAAAACCUAUCAAUUCAGCCAGGAAAUCCUGCUUAUGAAACAGCUAUCAUAUUGAAAAACAGGAUUGACAGAGGCUUAAAUUAA
This is a messenger RNA of Blepharisma stoltei, 1441 nucleotides long. The record is from the annotation of a GenBank genome assembly. NCBI's taxonomy places the organism in Eukaryota, Ciliophora, Heterotrichea, Heterotrichida, Blepharismidae.